GAGGACAGCUGAAACACUGAGAACACAGGAGAUCUUUUGCGGUGCCUUGAUCCAUCUUCAAAGCACGUCUCUCCCAGCAGAGACACGGACCAACCCAGGCUGCCGACAGGCCCCGGAGCCGAAAUAUUCUUCAGCUCAGUUCCUGAGGCAGGGGAGUUCAGAGGCAACGGCCCUUCCUGGGUGGGGGAACCCAUCACAUCAGCCAUGCCCAGAUUUGGUGCCUUCAUCCCCCUCCUCCUCUUCAUCUUCCCUGGGGCCUCCUCCCAUUGUCACACAGGCACGGUCAAUGAAUGCAAGAAGCACACAGCCUUUGUGCCCGGGCACAGCUUGGCAGGAAUGGGCAUCGAUGUGACCACGAUGGCCAGAAAGGGGGCCUAUCUGGUAGACAGCAGCCUCUGGCAACACCAGGAUGGUACCUGCACCCUGUGCCGGAACCGACUUCAAGAAGGGCAGUGGCAGAGGCUGCCACUGGCUGUGGAGGACUGGAGGGUCCACGUCUCGUGCCCCCGGAAGCUGAACAGCUCGGUGCAGCAUUCGGCGAUGGGCAUGAUGGAGUCCAUGGGGUCCCCGGUGAAGAACGACUGGAAGGUGGGGCUGGACGUGCCUGUGAAGCCCAAGAUUAAUGUCCAGGUGGUGCUGGCCGGAUCACACUCCAACCUGGCCAAUUUCGUGGUAGAUCAUAUGCGGAAGGACAAAUACAGCUUCGCAAGCCAUGAGGUCUCCUGCGGCUAUUACAGGUUCCAGGUCAGCGAGAGGCCCCCGCUCACCAGCCAUUUCACUCUGGCGCUAGAGAACCUCCCCGAGCAGUACAACAGCAAAUCCAAGCUGGAGUACCAGCAGCUAAUCGGCAACUAUGGCACCCACUACAUAUCCCAGCUGCAGCUAGGGGGCCGGGCACGAGACGUGACGGCCGUGCGGGUCUGCGAAGCGGCAAUGAGCAGCUUGACUGACGACGAGAUCAAGGACUGCUUGAGCAUGGAGGUGGGUGUGAGUAUCGGAAUAGGCUCGGUCAAGGGUGGGUACAGCAAGUGCGAGGAGGAGAAGAAGAAGGGGAAGGUCAAGGGGAGCUUCCAUGAGACGUAUCGGGAGCGCCACAUGGAGGUGGAGGGAGGAGAGAGCACGACUGACGUGCUCUUCUCCGGGAGUGAUGCCACGGUCUUCUCAGCCUGGAUAGAGAGCCUCAAAGCCAACCCUGGCCUGGUGUCCUAUUCACUGCACCCCAUCCACAUCCUGCUGGAGCAGGACGACCCCAAGCGAGAGGCACUGAGGCAGGCAGUGAGUGAGUACAUCCUUGAGAGGGCCCUGUGGAGGAAUUGCACCCGAAGCUGCCCCCCAGGGACUCAACGCAGCACCCAUGACCCCUGCUCCUGCGUCUGCCCUGGAGAUACCGUGACCAACACCAUGUGCUGCUCACGGGAGCGCGGCCUGGGGAAGCUGAUAGUGACAGUGAAGAAGGCCAGUGGCCUGUGGGGGGACUACUUUACUGCUACGGAUGCCUUUGUCAAGGUCUUCUUGGAGAGAAGGGAGAUACGGACCGGCACCAUCUGGAAUAACAAUAAUCCCAUUUGGAAUGUCCACUUGGACUUCGGUACUGUCCACAUCACCAGCACCAGCAAGAUCCGCAUAGAGGUCUGGGACGAGGACAACAAGUGGGACGAUGACCUGCUGGGAAGCUGCGACAUCCCGCUGGAGUCUGGGGGGCCCCACCAGAAGGACUGCUACCUGAACCAUGGCCGCAUCUGGUUCCAGUACAGCCUGCGCUGUGGGCCCCACCUCGGGGGCCGGACCUGCUUCGACUAUGUCUCCCAGCCACCCCAGCAGAGCACAGCCAAGGGGAAGGAGAUGGAGGCCUUCUGGUCAAUAGCACUCCCUGUCCCCCAGAGCAUUUCCUAGCUCCCGCUCUGUUAACGACUGAGCUUCAUGCUAUUACUCCUGCUCAGGUAUUGGUGUUUCCUAUACCCAGAAGAGACGGUCUGCUCCUGUGGCCCGAUAUCCUUACAGCUCCCUCUGGGAAAAUAUCCCACCAUGAACCGCCCAUUCCAGAUCCAUCAGAUCAGCCUGUCCAAUGAUUCUAGCCAUCCAAUGUGCCCAUCUAACCAACAAACCAAAGCAUGUACCUACUGCAUCCAACCUCUCUGCCCCCCGCAUUCAGCCAACCAACCAACAAAUUGUUGCAUUUAGUUUAUCCAAGGUAUUCAACCAGUAAACCACUGAUUGGAUUUAGUGUAUCCAAUUUAUCCAACCAACCUAUCAAAGAAUGUGUGACGUUCAUCCACCAUAUCCAUCCCUCCAACCAACCAGUGCAUAUAUCUAGUGCAUUCAACAUAUGCAACAAAUCAACCAAUGAAUGUAUCCAGUGCAUCCAAACAACAAUUGAAUUUAUCUAGAGCAUCCAAUGUCAAAAGCCAGCCCGCCAGCCAACCAACAAAUGAAUGUGUUUAGGAUGUCCACUGUAACCAACCAACAAAUGUAUUUAUUGUAUCCUGCCAACCAGUGUAUCCAAUGUACCUAAUGUAUCCAUCCAGGCAACCAACCAGUGUAUGUACCUCGUGCAUCUGGUGUAUCCACGCAACUAAUAUCUUAUGUACGGUCCAACCAACAUGUGUAGCCAGUGCAACCAUCCAACCAAUGAAUGUCAAGUUCAUCCAGUCAACCUAUAUUGCAGGUAGUGCAACUAAUCCACAACCCCAUCCACCCACUGUAAUUACCUGUCUAGUGUAUCCAACUGAAAAGAGAUCAUCAGGAGCAAAGCUCAGUCCCGUCCUAUUGUGGCAUCAGGGAUUAACCCUCUGCAGAAACCCGCAGAUACUCCAGUGAUGGGCAAAGUUCUAAACACCCAGUGGGAUGGGCUCCUGGAGGGAGGAUUCAUUAGAGGGCUGUUCCCUCGCUGUCCUUUCUGUGGCUUUCCACAAUUAUCCAGUACAUUUGGGGUUAACUAUCUCAUCCUGAAUGUGCAGGCCCCACCCACCAUCUAGCUGGAUGUUCCAUGCUCAGAUGAUCAGCAGAGAUGAUGCGACAUCACUUGCCAUUGGUAGGAUUCAGAGUGAACACCCACAAGGACAUGCCACAGGCCUAUCGGUUCAGGCUAUCAGCAGGCUCAGGGAGAUGGCAUUGCAUUGGGGUCACACUGGCAAGGGAAAAUUCCCCCUACUUCUGGGAUUAAAGCAGCUUCCUGGCUUACUCCUACCUGCAUCUGUGAGAGCCUAGAUUAAUAGCUCCAUGGUGCUGUUAACUGGUAAUGAGGGUUGUUAACUCUGAACCCAACUGACCAUAAAUUAAAUAUCUCCAGCCUGUUAAAAUGCCAUGCAGCUUUGCAUCUCCACCACAAAAUGAUUUGCUUCUGGUAGGAUUUCAGCUCUCUAGAUCUUUGCAAAUGUAUCUCCUUGCUUCAGUAAACAUUUGUGAAAGCAAA
Molecule: messenger RNA, 3412 nt
Organism: Dermochelys coriacea (leatherback sea turtle)
Lineage: Eukaryota; Metazoa; Chordata; Testudines; Dermochelyidae
Product: perforin-1-like
Exons: 3
Coding region: 205-1893 (562 amino acids)
Biological process (GO): immune response
Cellular component (GO): membrane attack complex
Source: RefSeq, a predicted model, not a curated record